AUGCCGACCUUCCCUAUCCUGCCUACAAUUUUGAGCAUAGCACUCUUGUUUAUCCGAGUGGCCGCUAAACCAGAGACACCUGUUCUACUCCAAGAUAGGGCAGACACCAUUAUCAAGCAAUGUAGCCUCCCUGGUCCAGGCGAGGAUUUUCAUGCCGCUUCCGCUGCGGAAGUGAAUUUGGAACCGGACGCUGUCAAAGAGGCGAUUGAGUACGCCUCCACUGCUGGACGCUUGUCAGUCCAAAUCUUUCGCCAUAACUGUAAAGUUGCGGAGGGGCCAUUAGACCCCCUUACAGACGGGAUCGCGAACAAUGUGUUUAGUGUCACCAAGUCUGUGAUUGCUAUGAUUGCUGGAUUGGCAUACGACCGGAAUUUGCUUGCGCUCAACGAUCCAAUUGGCAAAUAUCUUCCCAGGGAACCAGGAUGGGGAGAUGAAGCUCACCGCGCAAUCACUGUCGAACAGCUCCUUACUGAGACCUCUGGUCUCGAUGAAGCACUAUUCUCUGAGAUCGCUACUAGCGGACUCGAUGCUAGUGCUCCUCAAGUGGCGUUAGCUCAACCCAUCAUAUAUCCACCUGGAACUAAGUUUGACUACAGCCAAAGGGUACCUGACCUGAUGAGCUUCGUCAUACAGCAAGCUGUGGGAGAAGACCUUCAAACCUUUGCGCAAAAGCAUUUGUUCGAUCCAAUUGGCAUAGCCAAUGACACAUUUUUCUGGCUUCGAGAUCGAUCUGGCAACACCUAUGGCUUUGCUUCCCUGUAUAUUCCGCCCACUCAGCUUGCAAAACUUGGCCUGCUUAUGCAGAAUGAUGGCUCCUGGAACGGACAGCAAGUCAUCUCCUCAGAUUGGGUCUCCAAGGUAUCGCAGUCGAGCCAUCUAAAUCCUUGCUACGGCUAUUUCUUCUGGACAAACCGAGCGAAGCCAUGUAUAGGUGUGAACUUCCCGUCGGCACAGACAUACGAUCGUCAUUUUAUACCUACUGCACCUGAUGAUCUCUAUGCUAUGGCGGGUGCGGUGCUGCAAAACAACUUUAUGAUUCCCAGCCUUGACAUGACCGUCACUUGGACCGGUAUUAUAGGCGAUUCGGAGCCAAACCUCUCUGCUCUUCUCGGUGCCGCUCCGGGGGCUGAUCGAUUCUAUACAUUUUUUCGCAUUUUGAUGCGUGGUGUCAAGGAUGCGGAUGUUCCAGACCCCGGCCCAUUCAAGGUUGAUCCGCUGGAUUUGGACAUCAGUCCAGACAACUAUCUCAGUGCGACUGUCCUUCUCAAUAGCCUUGUCUCGAGCCCCGAAUGCAAUAUCGUCGUUUGUAAUGGUGGAAUUCCUAGUGAUGGUGUUAUGGAGAAUCUUCGGGGGUUAUUGAAUGUGGUUAUGGGAUCGUUGAAAAACUCUUUGCCGUAA
This is a messenger RNA of Penicillium argentinense, 1398 nucleotides long. Its product is annotated as serine hydrolase domain-containing protein. The coding region runs from base 1 to 1398 and encodes 465 amino acids. The transcript has a single exon. NCBI's taxonomy places the organism in Eukaryota, Fungi, Ascomycota, Eurotiomycetes, Eurotiales, Aspergillaceae. The record is from RefSeq and is a predicted model, not a curated record.